AUGGCAAGAACCCAACCAUUGGCAGUUGGAAGGCCAAGUAAUGGCAGUAAUGGAAUGUACAAUUUUGUAACCACAUUGAAUAUUGAUGUUGUAUGUCAGCAGCUUUUAGUCUUGCCAGUUUUUAUCACCUGUGGGUGCAUGCCAAGAACAAAAACUGAUGGUUGGUUUGUAAAUGCAGAUGAAGAAGAUCGAGCAAUUGUUGCUGCCCAUGCAAUCCAUGGAAAUAAAUGGGCAUCCAUUGCAAGGAUGCUACAAGGAAGAACUGACAAUGCAAUCAAGAACCACUGGAAUUCCACUCUAAGACGCAAAUACCUUGGAAUUGACAAGUGGAAAAAGGAAUUGUCUUCAAGUGGGUCUGAAAAGAUGAAAGAAGAUUACAGUGGUGAUAUGGAAAAGAAUAAGCUAAUUGGAGACGACAACAGUGCAGAUGGGGUUGUUAAUUCUCUGAUAGAAGACAGAGGUGAAGUUGGAAGUCCUGACUUAAUUUAUCCAAAGAGGGUACUAGAGAAUAUGCCAGAUAAGGCAGAUGACAAGAAUAGGGAAGGGGGUUAUCUAGAUGAUAAUGACCAAGCACAGGCUGCCGAGCAUAAGCCUGAAGCCAAAAUAAAUGAUAACCUCAUUCGUCCAACUCCCAGAUUGAGUGCAUUUACCCGCUAUAGCUCAGUUGCAAAUCAAACCAAGAUUGCUGAAAAAUCCAUGGAAUCCAAUGUUUUUGUGUCUGGACAAACUACAAGGGUCUCUCCAUUUAUACACCCCUCAACACAUGAUAAACCUUAUUAUUCUUGUUUGACAUCUUGCAGUCCACCUAUAUAUCCAAAUCAAUUAUUUGCUGGUAGCUUUCCAGGAGUACCUAGCCACUGUGGUCGUGGUUGCUGUGGAACUCAAACUCAGAGAUAUGAGAAUUCAAAUCACACACAAGGCUCUUUGUUGGGCCCGGAAUUUGUUGAGUAUUCAGACGCUUCUGUUGCAUCCUGUAGUAACUUUUUGAAUUCUUCCAGCCUGAACAGAAUGGGUGGAGUGGGUAUUGCAUCAUCUGAAAACUCCACAGAGAAGAGCAUUUCUGUUGCUUUACAUACAACAAUUGCUCAGCUGAUGAUACCUAUGCUCAGGUCUCAGACAGAGCAGUCUCAACAGAAUAGCAUUGAAAAUAACAUACACUUUAAUGCCAGUAAAGUUGGUGAUAGUUUAGUGAGCAUGAUGCGGGAACUAGUAUCAACUGAGAUCUCAAGACAUACGUUGGCAGCAGUCCAACUUCAUCAUUUAGGGGAACAAGCAAAGAGACCAAAUAGUUAA
Molecule: messenger RNA, 1293 nt
Organism: Cryptomeria japonica (Japanese cedar)
Lineage: Eukaryota; Viridiplantae; Streptophyta; Pinopsida; Cupressales; Cupressaceae
Exons: 3
Coding region: 1-1293 (430 amino acids)
Biological process (GO): regulation of DNA-templated transcription
Cellular component (GO): nucleus
Molecular function (GO): RNA polymerase II cis-regulatory region sequence-specific DNA binding; DNA-binding transcription factor activity, RNA polymerase II-specific
Source: RefSeq, a predicted model, not a curated record